GUCUCACGCUCUUGCGUGUAUGAACCAGCUUAUUAAUCAUCGAUCUCAUGAUCUGGCUGAUCAUGUUGAUGAAUUCUUACAAGGAUUAUUCGCCCUUGCAGAAGAUGUUGACAAAGAUGUCAGACGCAAUGUAUGCUCUGCUUUGGUUCUCAUGGUGGAAGUUAGAAUCGACAGACUCAUACCACAUCUUCCUAACGUUGUUGAGUUCAUGCUAUUAAGGACGCAAGAUGCAUGCGAAGACAUUGCUCGCGAAGCAUGUGAAUUUUGGCUAUCAUUGUCUGAUCAACCUAUAUGCUAUCAAGUUCUUGGCCCUUACAUGGAACGAUUAAUACCUAUUCUUGUAAGCGGCAUGAAAUACUCGGAAAGUGACAUGGCGCUCCUACGGAAAGAUCUGAAAGAUGAUGCACACGUCCCAGACAAAGAUACGGACAUACGACCAAGCUUCCAUAAGCAGAAAAAUAAGUUUUCGGGAGGCGAUUCACGAGAUGAAGAGGAGGAUGAUGACUAUAUGUCCAACUGGACACUACGAAAAUGUUCUGCUGCUGCAUUAGACGUACUAGCGGGGGUAUUUCAGAAUGAAAUUUUGCCUGUUUUGUUGCCAAUUACCAAAGAAACAUUAUUUUCUGACCAGUGGGAAGUGAAAGAAUCCGGUAUUCUUGUGUUGGGGGCUAUAGCCGAAGGAUGUAUGAAAGGCAUGAUACCAUAUCUCCCAGAACUUUGCCCAUUCUUAAUUGAAUGUCUUAGUGAUGAAAAGCCCUUGGUCAGAAGCAUCACUUGCUGGGCAUUGAGUAGGUAUGUACAUUGGAUUGUGGGCCAACAACACGAGCAAUAUCUCAAGCCCUUAAUGAUAGAACUUCUCAAGCGCAUAUUAGAUUCUAACAAGCGUGUACAAGAGGCAGCGUGUUCCUCAUUUGCCACCUUAGAGGAAGAGGCUUGUACAGAUCUAGUCCCUUAUCUGGGAAUUAUUUUGAAGACGCUUGUCGAUGCUCUCAAACUCUAUCAGCGCAAAAACCUUUUCAUUCUCUAUGAUGCUAUUGGAACCCUAGCUGAUGCUGUUGGUCAUCAUCUCAAUCAGCCUGAAUUUGUUGAACUCGUUCUCCCUCCUCUUUUUCACAAAUGGCACUCUCUUAGUGAUGAUGAUAAAGAUCUGUUUCCACUUCUUGAAUGCUUAUCAAGCUUAGCUUCAGCCUUAGGGAUUGGGUUUUUGCCGUAUUGUGCACCUGUAUUCAAUAGAUGUGUGAAUCUGGUAGAACAAACUAUAAAUCAGGGCCGCGCCCAUGCUCAGAUGCCCAAUUUAUUUGAUCCACCCGAUAAAGAUUUCAUGGUAAUUUCUCUGGAUUUAUUGAGUGGUAUUACAGAAGGGUUGGGGGCUCAUAUAGAGCCUCUCGUAGCCAGCAACAACAUUAUCAAACUACUUUACGAGUGCGCUCAGGAUCCGCAACCUGAUGUUAGACAAAGCAGUUUCGCCCUUCUUGGUGAUCUCACUAAAGCUUGCUUCGUGCAUAUAAAGCCUCAGGUGGCAGAUUUCAUGUCUGUGCUGGCUAGCAAUCUUAGCUCAGACCAUAUCUCGGUAUGCAAUAACGCGAUAUGGGCCAUAGGGGAAAUUUGCAUGCAAAUGGGUCCAGAAAUGCAACCGUAUGCGAGCCUAUUUGCUCAGCCUUUAAUAGAUAUUAUCAGUCGUCAAAAUACUCCAAAAACACUUCACGAAAACACUGGUUAG
Protopolystoma xenopodis is the source of this 1720-nucleotide messenger RNA. The record is from the annotation of a GenBank genome assembly. NCBI's taxonomy places the organism in Eukaryota, Metazoa, Platyhelminthes, Monogenea, Polystomatidea, Polystomatidae.